Molecule: messenger RNA, 2841 nt
Organism: Melampsora larici-populina 98AG31
Lineage: Eukaryota; Fungi; Basidiomycota; Pucciniomycetes; Pucciniales; Melampsoraceae
Product: Disintegrin-like metalloprotease
Exons: 2
Coding region: 394-2841 (815 amino acids)
Biological process (GO): proteolysis
Molecular function (GO): metalloendopeptidase activity
Source: RefSeq, a predicted model, not a curated record
UUUCCAAAACAAAUAGUAUCCAUCAAAGAAAACGAAAAAAAACCAAGGAUUGUUUCAAGGAAUUGCAGUCCAAUCGAUCAUGUUUCAAAAUCAAUUGUUCAUCGUUUCUAACUUCAAUUAUGUGAAAUUUUCGAAUGAGUUGUUACAACGACAAGGAAAAUCGAACUUGAAACUGAGCUUGAGUAUCAGUUUGAGAUCUUCUUUUACUUGUUCAUCCUUUGAAGUCAAGAUGAUGAUAAUUUUUAGCGGUACAGAACUUCAGUCAUGAUCAAGUUUGAGAGAUUCAAUAAGUCACUUUAGAUUCACUAAAGAGUCAGACUUCCCAUCUAUUUCUUUUAAGAUAGUUUGUCUUGCAUUCGAAGUUGAUUGGUCUUGCUUCUUGUUCUGAUCGAGAUGUCAAUUUGUGUGUUGUUAAUUUCAUGGCUUUCGUUGAUUCUCCUUCAUCAUCAUCAUACUAACGCUCACUCAACUCGAUCUCAACCCAUUCGAAAAGUUCAUCAACUUCAUUCAACCAAUCUUCAAAUCUUACCACGUCUCUCAUCUAAUCCAUCAUCAUCAUCAUCAUCAUCAAAUCAUUUAAAGAAAAGAAAUCAACUCUCACCUUCACCUUCUGAUCUUCGUCACAAUGAUACAAUCCUUUUAUCUUUUUCAAUACCUAUCAGUACCACUUCUUUUUCAAAAAACUCAUCUUCUCUAACUCAAUUCACAUUAGUCUUACAUCCAACUACAGAUUUAAUUCAUCCAGAGGCCAAGAUUAAUUAUCAUUCAUUGGAUUCAAAUACCGGUGAAAGUACUUUGACUACCCUUCCACUUUUACCAGAGCAUGUAUUAGCUUACACAGGUUGGGUGAUUGAUGAAUCAAGUGUUGAGAGUUGGUGGGAAGAAGAACAUGCAUCUAUCACAACACCACCAACUUGGGCUUCAUCUUUUGAUGAUCAAAGGGUCUUAGGAUGGGCUAGGAUCUUGGUUCAUGAUACUACUCAAAUCAAAUCUCAUGAUCAUCUUGAUCAAUUCACUUGUGAAGGUUCUUUUACUAUCAAUCGUCAACUCUGGCAUAUCAAACCUUUAGAGACCUUUAACCGAAUCAAACAUCCAGAAGACCCAAUCCCAAUCCCUCCAGCUUCUCAUCUUCGUGGUGGUCUAGUGGCUUGGCGUGAAGGAGAUUAUGAUACUGAAUCUUAUAUCACCGCUUUAAAUGGUUCAUUUGUCGAGACUGAGUCUAGCGUUUUUCCUCAUCCAACCCCUCAACAAACACUGAUGUGUGGACAUGACAAGUUAGCAUUCAACAUCAAUCCUGAUCGUCAACUUUAUCAAUCAUCAACAAUUCAACAAAACCAUUCUAGUGCAUUUUUACCAUCCCUCCUACGUCGAACUCUCUACCCACAUCCUUCAACUGAUGGAAAUUUCAUCACAUCUCCUCAACCAUCAUCAUCAUCAUCAUCAUCAUCUGAACGAUCGAAAAAAAUUUACAAGCGAAGCUCACUAGACAAAGAUAUCUCAGGUUCAUCUACUUUACCUUCAUCAAACUUUGUUAAUUCGAUUGGUUCAACCGAAGGAUGUCCAUCACAAUCAAAAGUAGUUUUUAUGGGUAUUGCAGCAGAUUGUAAUUAUGUUUCAAAAUAUUUAACUCAACAAGAUGCCAGAACAUCAAUUCUAAACAAUCUAAAUUCAGUUUCAGGUCUGUUUGCCAAAAGUUUUAAUAUUUCCUUAGGUAUCAUUGAAAUGAACGUUCAAGCUCCUCAAUGUCCCGAAAAACCAAAUCAAGAUACACCUUGGAACAUGGCUUGUAGUUCAAUCGAUCUCAAUCAACGUUUAAGUAUCUUUAGUCAAUGGCGUGGAAUCAAAGGAGGAAGUGAUGGAGCAGGACUUUGGCAUUUGAUGACAGAUUGUCCAAGUGGAGAUGAAGUAGGAGUAGCAUGGUUUGGUCAAGUAUGUGUUAAUGGAGCAGUUUAUGGUACAGAAGGAGAAGUGACGAGUGGAACGGGUGUGACGGCUUCUACUUCCAACGAAUGGUCAGUCAUGGCUCACGAGAUUGGUCAUUCCUUUGGUGCUAUUCACGAUUGUGUUGGAGGAUGUACAUCAACAGACACUUGUUGUCCAAUGUCAACUACAUACUGUGAUAGUAAUGCAGAAUAUAUCAUGUCACCUCGAUCAUCAACUCCAAGUUCCGAAUUCUCACCUUGCACGAUCGGUAAUAUCUGUACAGCCUUAAAAACUCCUGGGCUUGAUUUAUCCUGUUUAAUCUCACCUGGUCAACGUCAAGUCAUCUCUUUAAAACAAUGUGGAAAUGGAAUUGUCGAACCCGGUGAAGAUUGUGAUCCAGGUGAAGGAAGAAGUAGUGACUGUUGUGAUGUGAAUACCUGCGAAUUUGUCAAAGGAGCCGUAUGUGACCCAUUAAACUCAGAAAGAUGUUGUACGGCUCAAUGUCAAUUCGAACCAUCUAAUGUGAUCUGUCGGGAAGCUAGAGAUCUGGAAUGUGAUCAAUCUGCAAAAUGUACAGGUACAAGUGCGGUAUGUCCUGAGAAUGUGGCAGCAGCGAAUGGUAAGACGUGUGGAACUCUUGAAGCUGGUCUUAGUUGUGCUUCUGGAUUAUGUACAAGUCGUGAUAAACAAUGUGAGGUAGGAGGCGCUCAUCUAGGAUUGAAGACUGCGUGCGGUCCAACAGCGACUGGAACAUGCCAACUUGCAUGCGUGGAUCCUAGCGGACAAGCGGACUGUAUCUUGUUGGAGAAUAAAUUCUUGGAUGGAACAAGUUGUGGAAAUGGAGGACAAUGCGUACAAGGCAUUUGUAAAGGAGGACAUCGAUCAGGCAAUGCUGCUGAUAAAUCUUGGUUUCUGUAA